Symphalangus syndactylus (siamang) is the source of this 5213-nucleotide messenger RNA. It is a transcript of the gene FOXK2, whose product is annotated as forkhead box K2. Gene Ontology annotation, molecular function: RNA polymerase II cis-regulatory region sequence-specific DNA binding; protein binding; DNA-binding transcription factor activity, RNA polymerase II-specific. Lineage: Eukaryota; Metazoa; Chordata; Mammalia; Primates; Hylobatidae. Gene Ontology annotation, biological process: regulation of transcription by RNA polymerase II. The record is from RefSeq and is a predicted model, not a curated record.
CCCUCACGCAGGCCCAUGGCGGCGGCCGCGGCGGCGCUCUCGGGCGCGGGCACGCCACCCGCGGGCGGCGGGGCCGGGGGCGGCGGGGCCGGGGGCGGCGGGUCCCCGCCAGGCGGCUGGGCCGUGGCGCGCCUGGAGGGCCGAGAGUUCGAGUAUCUGAUGAAGAAGCGCUCGGUGACCAUCGGCCGCAACUCGUCGCAGGGCUCGGUGGACGUGAGCAUGGGCCACUCGAGCUUCAUCUCCCGGCGCCACCUCGAGAUCUUCACGCCCCCGGGCGGCGGCGGCGGCCAUGGCGGGGCCGCUCCGGAGCUGCCGCCCGCGCAGCCCAGGCCCGACGCCGGCGGCGACUUCUACCUGCGCUGCCUGGGCAAGAACGGCGUAUUCGUGGACGGCGUGUUCCAGAGGCGUGGGGCGCCGCCGCUGCAGCUGCCGCGCGUGUGCACGUUCAGGUUCCCGAGCACAAACAUCAAGAUAACGUUCACUGCCCUGUCCAGCGAGAAGAGAGAGAAGCAGGAGGCGUCUGAGUCUCCGGUGAAGGCCGUACAGCCACACAUCUCGCCCCUGACCAUCAACAUUCCAGACACCAUGGCCCACCUCAUCAGCCCUCUGCCCUCCCCCACAGGAACCAUCAGCGCUGCAAACUCCUGCCCCUCCAGCCCCCGGGGAGCGGGGUCUUCAGGGUACAAGGUGGGCCGAGUGAUGCCAUCUGACCUCAAUUUAAUGGCUGACAACUCACAGCCUGAAAAUGAAAAGGAAGCUUCAGGUGGAGACAGCCCGAAGGAUGAUUCAAAGCCACCUUACUCCUAUGCACAACUAAUAGUACAAGCAAUUACAAUGGCUCCUGACAAACAGCUCACCCUGAACGGAAUUUAUACACACAUCACUAAAAAUUAUCCCUACUACAGGACUGCGGACAAGGGCUGGCAGAAUUCAAUUCGCCACAAUCUCUCUCUGAAUCGUUAUUUCAUCAAAGUGCCGCGUUCCCAGGAAGAACCAGGCAAAGGCUCAUUCUGGAGGAUAGACCCAGCCUCUGAAAGCAAAUUAAUAGAACAGGCUUUUAGGAAACGACGGCCUAGGGGCGUGCCCUGCUUUAGAACCCCUCUGGGACCGCUCUCUUCUAGGAGUGCCCCAGCCUCUCCCAAUCACGCUGGAGUGCUGUCUGCUCACUCUAGUGGUGCCCAGACCCCUGAGAGCCUGUCGAGGGAAGGUUCGCCGGCCCCCCUGGAGCCUGAGCCUGGCGCCGCACAGCCCAAACUCGCUGUCAUCCAGGAAGCCCGGUUUGCCCAGAGCGCCCCAGGUGAGACAGCGGGAGAGGAAGCAAGGGCCAGAAUCCAGGAAGCCCGGUUUGCCCAGAGCACCCCAGGGUCACCUCUGUCCAGUCAGCCAGUCUUAAUCACCGUCCAGCGGCAGCUACCACAGGCCAUCAAGCCUGUCACCUACACUGUGGCCACCCCAGUGACCACCUCGACCUCCCAGCCACCCGUCGUGCAGACGGUUCACGUCGUCCACCAGAUCCCAGCGGUGUCGGUCACCAGUGUGGCCGGACUGGCCCCAGCGAACACGUACACUGUCUCUGGACAAGCCGUGGUCACCCCGGCAGCCGUGCUGGCCCCUCCUAAGGCAGAGCCCCAGGAGAACGGAGACCACAGGGAAGUCAAAGUGAAAGUAGAGCCUAUUCCCGCCAUUGGCCAUGCCACGCUCGGCACUGCCAGCCGGAUCAUUCAGACGGCACAGACCACCCCGGUCCAGACGGUGACCAUAGUACAACAGGCACCUCUAGGUCAACACCAGCUACCAAUAAAAACUGUAACACAAAACGGCACUCACGUGGCAUCAGUGCCCACUGCGGUCCACGGCCAGGUGAACAACGCUGCAGCAAGUCCUUUGCACAUGUUGGCAACACACGCGUCCGCAUCGGCCUCCCUGCCCACAAAGCGCCACAACGGUGACCAGCCGGAGCAGCCGGAGCUGAAGCGGAUCAAGACAGAAGACGGCGAGAGCAUUGUCAUUGCCCUGAGUGUGGACACGCCACCGGCAGCCGUAAGGGAAAAGGGUGUCCAGAACUAGCGACUGGGAGAGCUUUUCUUUAACAAUAUCAACUUCGUGGUGCCAAAAGGAGACGCCUCCCGCCAGCACUCGCGGGUGCAGGGCCCUGUGGUUGGACUUCACCUCUCAGCACUGAAAACAAAACCCAGGUGGCCUUAACACUCCUUAAAGACAGAAGUCACACUUGAACAAAACCCACACACAACAAAACCUGAUUUGGGAGAGUGUCUCCACUGAGCACCUGCUGGGUUGCUGCCUUAGGGCUCAGCUUUUACCUGCAAGUGACACUGUCCUCCCUCCGCCCGCGAGGACCAGGCAUCGCUGUGUGAGGACAGCACAGCCAGCGCCUGCUGUGAGUGGGUCUCCCAGGACUAGGCCUCAGGACGCUGGGGGAGCCGUCCCCGCCACCCUCACAGCACCCACCAGGCAGCGGAGACAUGUGGAAUUAGAGUAUUUUGAGGUGUCCUUUCUUUACAAAAUAAUGGGGUCUUGGGCAUUUCACAUCACUCCAUUUCUACUCAGACUUUCGGAAUCACACAGGCCCUUUCCGUGGAUUUCAUCUGGGGAAAAGAAACAACUUUCCGUGGAUUUCAUCUGGGGAAAAGAAACAACGUAGUUUUGUUUUUGUUUUCAGCCUAUGGAAUGAUUUCCUUUUGUCUGUCUUGUUAAAGUUCAGAUGAAGCUACUCUGGCAUCUGCACAUUUCUGUGUUACAGCAGCUGCCUGAUGAAUUUUAUCCACCUCCAUUUCAGCGUGUGGCUCUCGUGGACAGGUGGACGGACACUGUGGCCACAUGGAACCUUGAGAACCCAGGGACGAGCUGGUGCCAGGAAGGAACUGCCGGGACUCACCGAGCUGCACUUAACUGUUCUCUUUCUGGCUAUUUUUUGUUGUUUGUUUCUUUGUGUUGACUUUGUCCCUGGCAAAAUUUUCCACUCUGAGUAAAACAAGUCUCCUAAGUAUUGUGUAUGUUUAAAACGACAGAACCAUUUCUACUUCAUUUGGAAAAAAAGAUUCAGUCUUUUAUCACAGGCCCUUUUGAAACUCAGAUCCCAGGUCUCUCUGUGGUAUGUUUGUAUUUGGGGUGUCCCUCCGGCUCUGGGCACCCUCUGACCCGCUGUCUACUCCCCACCUUCGGUGAGCGGCCGCCGUGGUGGAGCAGGGCCCGAGCCACGUCCUGCAGGGGGCGUCUGGGGCAUUUCCUGUUUUGUGAUUGAUGAUUGAUAGGAAAUGUCCCUGAUCUUUCAGAACGGAACCCAAUCCUGAGGCUGACUGACUCCUCUACGGAAAAUGAGGACAGGACGGGGGUGAGGGAAUGAGUGGGAGGUCCCCGCAUCUCCUUGCCCGGCUCCUCAGAAGAAAACCGCUCGCCCUUCCCGAGUGUGCCGGCUGAGGGCCGCGGACGGUGCACAUGGAGAGGGCAUCAGCCUGAUGCUGAGCUUUUUAAUGUCAUCAUCAUAACAUUAUUUAUUUAAAUGUAGUUAUUUUGGUAUUUAAUUUUUUUUUAGAGAGGAAAAAAACCUGUAUUUUCCUGGUGGGAUGAAAUGGCUCAGAAUGGUAUAUUUAGGCAAUUUUAAAACAUUUAUUAUUUACAUAAAGACCAAAUAUGAUGAAUCUGUUCCAUGAAUUGUGUCGGCCCUCAGCAUGGGGCUGUGGCAGCGUCACUGCGGUGACGCACACUGAAAGGUAUGAAAUUACUGCACACUAGCUGGAUUAUAACUCAGCCAUUUAAGAAAUAAAAGCAAAACCGUCACGUGACUGAGACCGUGUGUGUGACCGCAGCAAAUCGCAGCGUGUGGAUGGAUCAGAGCCCCUCGGUGCAGCUGUCUGCAUCUUCCAAGCACUUUACAGAUACCUUGGAAUGUGUAUUUUUGUCUUCUUACUCAGAAGGUUUGCAGUGUGUAAAAUAAUUAGGAUUCUGCUGUGUCCUGUGUGUGGGGUCAGGUCCCUCCACAGAGGGCUCCAGCUCUGUUGCUCACAGCUGAUGGGGUUCUCUGAUAGGAGACGAGCUCUCGAGCUGAGUCAAGGAACAGCGGGGUCACCGGUGGGGAGCUUGGCUUGGACACCAAGCAGAUGCAUCGUGUGUCCCCUUGGAGGCGUUUUUAUGCAGCUGUGUAUGUUACUGUCCAGAAGGAGUCGGGGGUAGACUUUCCCGUGUAAGCUCAGUCCAUAAACUGGUUACUUCUGAUCCUGGAACGUGGACUUGACAUGAUGAUAGGCCCGGAUCUGUUUCUUUGGGAUCACAGGUAAGGAAAAUGCCCAUUCAAAUGGUAAAGGAGGGAGGAGGGUUUUUUUUUUUUUUUUUUUUUUUUUUUUUUGCUGUAGGCACCAUUCUGCAUCUUGAACCCAGACUGAAGUGUGCCUCUCACGGAUGGGAGGUGCACACGCUCCUGUCUCCUCACUCUGCCACGUUCACUUGGCUUUUUCAUUGGUACCUAGGAAUUGAAGAAUAUGGAAGCGAGAGCAGUAACAAAACCAUAGAUGAGCAGACUACCACGCCUCGGGUUUUCUUGCCAGUCUUUAAGGCACUGUUUCUAAAUUUCGAACUUAGCUCUGAACUUGAGCACAGCAAGGGUUGCUGAGCUGCUGUCGCCGCAGCCCUGGCCCCUGGUGCUGGGGCUGCAGCACCUUUGAGAGAGGUCCUGUGUCAUCCUCAGCUGCGUCGCUGUGAACUCCCCGCUCUCCACUGUGUUCCUCAGUGUCUGAUUUUCAGGAAGUCUCUGCUGUGACCUUUGCCCAACUUCUGAGCUCCUCAGGGACUAGAAACAAUUUCAGUAGCUUUGCCCUGAAGCAAACAAGAAAACAAAAGGGAACUCCCGUAUGACCCACGUCACGUGGUGCGCUCGGAGUGUGUGCGGCAUGAUCCUCGGGUUGCUCCUCCUCACUUUAGUAGAGUACGCGGUGGACAGCUGAUGUUCAGUCGUCUACCCACGUCCGUCACUGUCCUCCGAUAGAAUAAGAGAGUAGUUGGUAGUCAUGGCCAGAAGGGGGUGGGAGCAGUGUGAGGACUUGGGGUUUCUGUGCUGUGUGACACAAUGAGAUAAGUGACAAUCUUGAAGUCCUAACUUCCACUAUUCUAGAAAGUACAGUGGUGAUUUGUGUGCAAAGAUUUGAAAUUUUAAAGUACCAAGUUCCUGAAAUUCAAUAAAAUAUUUUUAUUAAUUUUAA